Molecule: messenger RNA, 1532 nt
Organism: Culicoides brevitarsis
Lineage: Eukaryota; Metazoa; Arthropoda; Insecta; Diptera; Ceratopogonidae
Product: zinc finger protein 883-like
Exons: 2
Coding region: 1-1518 (505 amino acids)
Biological process (GO): regulation of transcription by RNA polymerase II
Cellular component (GO): nucleus
Molecular function (GO): DNA-binding transcription factor activity, RNA polymerase II-specific
Source: RefSeq, a predicted model, not a curated record
AUGAAGUCUUCGAACACUUCUGAGACGCAUUUCGACACAAUUCAAGAAGAAUCCUCCCGAGAACUUCUCUCCUGUGGUCGUUGCGGAACAAUUUACGUGUCUCGCAGCCAAUUAGAACAUCAUCUCGCAACGGAUUGUGGCAAAAUCAAGAAUUACGUUUGCCAUUGCGGAAGUCGGUAUCUCACGGAAGCCAGUUUAAAUCAACAUAAAAUCUCGCACGAUGGUUCAAAGAAGUUUUUGUGCGAUUUUUGUGGGAAAAGUUUCUUAAGCAAAGGACAAUUGAAGAUUCACGAGCGAACCCACACGAACGACAAACCCUUUGGAUGCGGAAUUUGCAAUAAACGUUUCGCAUAUCGCGAGAGUUUGAUCACACAUUCGUCGAUUCAUACCGGAAUUAAGCCCUACGAGUGUCAAUUGUGCAAAAAAACCUUUUCUUGCAUCGGAAAUUUGUUGAAACAUCGAAGAACGAGACCCGAUACGUGCGGUUUGGAGAAAUAUUCGGAAGUGAAGAAGAUUGCGCCUCGUCCCAUGACCAAAAAUUUGCCAAUUCCAACGAUUAUUGAGCGAAAAAGUACAAAAAAUGACAAGAAAUUGAGAAAUUCGAAGCAAAAAACGAUGGAAACGAGCUCGAAUGAUGAAAUUUCGUCGGAAACAAUCACUUUGAUGUCAACUGCUCUCAUGAGUUUUGUCGAAGGAGACGAUCCGGAUGAGCAAAUUACCUUUAUUGUAACUGACAACUACGACACAAACGAUGAGGAUGCGAUAAUUGUCCAAAAUGACGACGUUUCAAUGGUGAAUGAGGCAGAAAAUGACGUAAAAAGUGAAAUUUCAUCCUAUGUUAGUGUCGAAGAGAGCUCAUUUGCAUGCCAAUUAUGUCCGAAAAUCUACAAAAGUUCAAAAAUCAUGAUAAAUCACUUACGAAAAGAGCAUAACAUUCAUCUCAAAGACACCGUACUGCAAAAAAUUCAACAUUCCAUCAAGCCCGUUACUCAAAAUAUCCCCGAAAAUACUCCCAAAGACCCGAAAAGUCACAUUUGCAGCAAAUGCAAGCGAAGUUUCUCCUCACGAACGAUUCUCACGGAUCACGAACGUUCGAAUUGCGGCACGAAACCCGUUUAUGUCUGUGAUAUUUGCAACAAAGGUUACCAUUCCGCCGGCAGUUUGAAGACGCAUAAGACAGUUCAUACGGGCGAACUUAAAUUCGUGUGUCAAUAUUGCGGACAAACGUUUCGAACGGCGGGACAAGUGAAAAUCCAUGCGAGAAAACACACGGGAGAAAAGCCGUAUAAAUGCGACAAAUGUGAGAAAAGUUUUGGGCAUCGCGAGAGUUUGUUAACGCACGAGUCUGUUCACACGGGCGUCAAAAGAUUCAUGUGCAAAUGCGGGCAAAGAUUUAGCUGUAUAAGUAAUUUGAAGGCGCAUCGGAGAAGUCACAAAGAUAAAUGUGGGAAAUUUCCGUUAGUGACGAAGCCAGUUGUAACAAUUGAAGGAGUUUCGCCGAGGAAUUUGAAUAAAUGAAUUAUUAGAAAGAA